UGCAGAACAACCGCAGCCGCUCAGUCUCACCAUCACAUGAAGCUGGGAGGGCACUCACAUCUGCUCCUGCCCUGACACACUGAAACACCGUGACAAUGUCGAGCCACUGCCAUCUUCGGGACCAUUGUCACCCUCGGGACCACUGUCAUCAUCACCUUCACCUUUCGCACCACUGUCACCCUUCGCACCACUGUCACACUUCGCACCACUGCCACCCUCGGGACCACUGUCACUCUUCGCACCACUGUCACACUUCGCACCACUGUCACCCUUCACACCACUGUCACCCUUCGCACCACUGCCACCUUCGGGACCUCUGCCACCUGCGAGACCUCUGUCACCUUCGGGACCACUGCCACCUUCGGGACCACUGCCACCUCCGGGACCACUGCCACCUGCAUAACUGGAGGCACAUAUCGAGGCAGAUGCGGAUGCUGGACCUGCGCCUGCAGCUGCUCCGUGACAGGCUGUGUGCAGCCCGCCUGCACAGGCUGUCCCUCCCUUGCUGCUGCUCGCACCAUCACGGCUGCCACGGCUUCCGCUGCCCAGGGAGAAGGGCCCUCAUUGCAAGGGCAAAAAGACUUGGCAUGCUAUUGAGCUCAUCCUGUUGCAACCUUCCUUGCAACCUUCCUUGCAGCCUUCCUUGCGACGUGAAGUGUUUUGACCCCCAUGAUGUCUGUGUGUCAGUGAAUGACGGGAAGGUGACGGUGCAUGCGGAGCACAAGGACGAAUGCGACACAGGAUUGUCAAAGUCAUGCAGCUACAGAAGAUUCACGAAGGAAUUCAGCCUGCCACCAGGGGAGGAGGAGGUCACCUACUCAGAGGAAUCCAACAGUGUCACGAAGAUUGAGCCACCCAAGUGCUGCUCUCAUCUCUGUGACCUCUGAGCUGCAGCACACAGUCAUUCCUCUCCUUCACCCCUUCUUUCCAUCUGAAUUAUGUCUGUCCCAAUAACUGUGUGUCAACAGCUUCUCUUACCUCUUCCACAAAAGAAAACAGCACUCUGA
Catharus ustulatus (Swainson's thrush) is the source of this 1007-nucleotide messenger RNA. RefSeq names its product outer dense fiber of sperm tails 1 (gene ODF1). The transcript has 2 exons. The record is from RefSeq and is a predicted model, not a curated record. NCBI's taxonomy places the organism in Eukaryota, Metazoa, Chordata, Aves, Passeriformes, Turdidae. The coding region runs from base 96 to 887 and encodes 263 amino acids.